AUGUAUGGGCCUGUUGGUAAGUUAUGUUCACUAGGAUACCAUAAAAAUAAGCUGUCACAUAAGAUUUCAUUAAUUUACUAAUCUUAUGUAUUCGUUUUGGUAUGCAGAGGGGGAAAAACACGAUGCAAGCAUGUUGAUAGAUGUCAAUCUUCUCCAGGAAUUGGAAAGGAAUGCAUUUUCCCCAACAGGUCAGCCCAUGAGUAUUUAUGGUGAUCCUGUCUAUCCCCUGCGAAUACACCUACAGGCACCAUUUCGCCAUGGGGUCCUAACACCGAUGAUCGUACAAUACAAUUUUGACAUGAGUUCUGUUAGAGUAACCGUUGAGUGGCUCUUUGGGGAUAUCAUCAACGACUUCAAGUUUUUGGAUUUUAAGAAAAACCUUAAAAUUGGAAUGAGUAGUGUAGGAAAAAUGUAUCUUGUGUGUGCGCUUAUUAAUAAUGCUAUUACCUGCCUAUAUGGAAAGAAAACCUCAUUGUUUUUUGGUAUAGACCCUCCUUCAUUGCAGUAUUAUUUUAGAUGA
Porites evermanni is the source of this 520-nucleotide messenger RNA. NCBI's taxonomy places the organism in Eukaryota, Metazoa, Cnidaria, Anthozoa, Scleractinia, Poritidae. The record is from the annotation of a GenBank genome assembly.